Molecule: messenger RNA, 477 nt
Organism: Darwinula stevensoni
Lineage: Eukaryota; Metazoa; Arthropoda; Ostracoda; Podocopida; Darwinulidae
Source: the annotation of a GenBank genome assembly
AUGGCAUGGAUGAACUUAUCAACACAAGUGAUGGUGGAUGAAAACCUGGUAAACCUUUGCAUUGUGGAUACCCAUGGGCAGGAAUAUUUCGACCGUUUGCGACUCCUUGUUUAUCCACAAACGGAUGUGCUCCUGAUUUGCUUUUCAUUGGUGGGACCUUGGUCCUUUGAGAAUAUCGAAUGUAAGUGGUAUCCUGAAGUGAGACAUCACUGCCCUGAAGCACCCAUUAUUUUGGUUGGUACUCAGUUGGACCUACGUGAAGACAAGGAAAUGACUGACAAGUUGAAGAAGAGAAAUACCCUCCCCAUCUCAUAUCCACAGGGCCUCGCCAUGGCAAAUAAAAUAUCAGCAGUGAAAUACUUAGAAUGCAGUGCCCUGACCCAGGAAGGCUUGAAGAAGGUCUUCGACGAAGCCACCCGUGCAGGGUUACGUCGAAAACCUAUGCCCAGGCAAAAGAACAAAUGUUUCAUCAUGUGA